AUGGCGGGUGCUAUGGAAAACGCGCGCAAGGAGAUCCAACGUGUCUCCUUGGAGGACCACGCUGAGUCAGAGUACGGGUCCAUUUACUCGGUUUCUGGCCCAGUGGUGGUGGCAGAAAACAUGAUUGGUUGUGCCAUGUACGAGCUGGUCAGAGUUGGCCACGACAAUCUGGUCGGUGAGGUUAUCCGUAUCGAGGCCGACAAGGCCACGAUCCAGGUGUACGAAGAAACUGCCGGUGUCACCGUCGGUGACCCUGUCCUGCGUACCGGUAAGCCAUUGUCCGUAGAAUUGGGACCUGGUCUUAUGGAAACCAUUUACGAUGGUAUUCAGAGACCUUUGAAGGCCAUCAGGGACAAAUCCCAAUCCAUCUACAUCCCAAGAGGUGUCAACGCCCCAGCGCUAUCGCGUGAAAUCAAAUGGCAGUUUAAGCCCUCAAAAGACAAGAAAGUUGGCGACCACAUCACAGGUGGUGACAUUUUCGGUUCGAUCUUUGAGAACUCUUUGCUCGAAGACCACAAGAUUUUGUUGCCCCCAAGAGCUAGAGGUACCAUUACCUGGAUCGCCUCUGCUGGCGACUACACCGUUGACGAAAAAGUUUUGGAAGUCGAAUUCGAUGGCGUCAAGUAUGACUACAGCAUGUACCACACCUGGCCCGUGCGUGUCCCACGUCCCGUUACCGAAAAGCUAUCUGCGGACUACCCACUUUUGACUGGUCAAAGAGUUUUGGAUGCACUUUUCCCUUGUGUUCAAGGUGGUACUACUUGUAUUCCUGGUGCUUUCGGUUGUGGUAAGACUGUCAUCUCGCAAUCUUUGUCUAAGUACUCCAACUCUGACUGUAUCAUUUACGUCGGGUGUGGUGAACGUGGUAACGAAAUGGCAGAAGUUUUGAUGGAAUUCCCCGAACUGUUCACCGAGAGAAACGGUAAGAAGGAACCUAUUAUGAAGCGUACAACCUUGGUUGCCAACACCUCUAACAUGCCUGUCGCAGCCAGAGAAGCUUCUAUCUACACUGGUAUUACGUUAGCAGAGUACUUCAGAGAUCAAGGUAAGGACGUCUCAAUGAUUGCUGAUUCUUCCUCCAGAUGGGCAGAAGCUUUGAGAGAAAUUUCAGGUCGUCUGGGUGAGAUGCCUGCUGAUCAAGGUUUCCCUGCCUACCUGGGUGCUAAGUUGGCCUCCUUUUAUGAAAGAGCUGGUAAAGCUGUGGCUCUAGGUUCUCCCGAUCGUAUUGGGUCUGUGUCUAUUGUUGCCGCUGUGUCCCCUGCAGGUGGUGAUUUCUCCGACCCCGUGACAACAUCGACUUUGGGUAUUACCCAAGUGUUUUGGGGUCUGGACAAGAAAUUGGCUCAAAGAAAGCAUUUCCCUUCCAUCAACACUUCUGUCUCCUACUCCAAGUACACCAACGUCUUGAACAACUAUUACGAUGACAACUAUCCAGAAUUCCCUCAAUUGAGAAAUCGUAUUCGUGAAAUUUUGUCGAAUGCUGAAGAAUUGGAACAAGUCGUUCAAUUGGUCGGUAAGUCUGCGUUAUCUGACAGUGACAAGAUUACUUUGGAUGUUGCUUCUUUGAUCAAGGAAGAUUUCUUGCAACAAAAUGGUUAUUCUUCUUAUGAUGCGUUCUGUCCAAUCUGGAAAACAUUUGAUAUGAUGAAGGCGUUUGUUUCUUAUUACGAAGAGGCUCAAAAGAGUGUCUCUAACGGUGCCAACUGGUCGAAAUUGGCUGAAGCUACCGGUGAUGUGAAGCACGCUGUCUCAUCCUCCAAGUUUUUUGAACCUAGCAGAGGCGAAAAAGAAGUACAUGGUGAAUUUGAAAAAUUGUUCACCAACAUUCAAGAAAGAUUCGCCGAGUCCAGCGAUUGA
Lachancea nothofagi CBS 11611 is the source of this 1857-nucleotide messenger RNA. The record is from the annotation of a GenBank genome assembly. Lineage: Eukaryota; Fungi; Ascomycota; Saccharomycetes; Saccharomycetales; Saccharomycetaceae.